AUGUCCGGUCGUCUACCUCCCAACAUCUACUACCAGCCGCCGCCGCCUCCCAAGCCCCAGACUCCCUCGCCUCCUCGGUACUCCAACCUGUGCGAGAACUGUAGGGUGAACGGCUGGCUCUGCAACGGCGCCAGACCAAUGUGCGACCACUGCACGGUUGCUCGUCGAACGAUUCUACAGUGCGUCUAUGCACAGCUCUCAUCAACCAGCGGCGGAGAUAGAUUUACAGUAGCAGGAGGUAGUGGUAGCAGUGGCAGUGGCAGUGGCGGCGGCAGUGGUGUUGGUGGUGGUGGUGGGACUGAGCCUCUGAGUAGACGAGAGCAGGCGGAUCGGAUUCCUAGGAGGUGGUAUGGUAAUCGACCGGAGGAUCAGCAGCCGCAGCAGCAGCAGGGCGGGGACAGUGGUGGAAGUCGCAAUCAUGGCGGUACUGGGCAGUCGCAACAACAGAGAAACAACACAUCUCCGACAGCUACCCGCCAGCAGCAGAACAAUCCUCCACAGACACCUCGGCGUGGCAACAAUCCUAGCUCUGUACCCGAUCAGCGCUCCAAUCAACCUUCCAACCAGCGUUCCGGUCAAGGCUCUGGCUCUGGUUCUGGUUCUGGUCAGCGCUCCAACCAAGUCCCUGCCCAGCGUUCCGGUCAAGGCUCUGGUUCUGACUCUGGUUCCGGCUCAGGUCAGCGCUCCAACAGACCUCCACCACAAAGUUCCCCUUCGACCUGGGCCGGCCCUCCAUCGACGAGAGGCAGCACCUUCGGCCCGCUCGGCAGCCCCGAUCAUCCUGUCCGUCGUCCACCACCACCAGCUGGUCCGAGCUUUGCCCGGCCGCCACCAGUUCCUCCCCUACCUGUUCUGCCGCCGGGGGAUCCGGACUUCGAGAGCUGGGCUUACAGCGACAAUGGUGGCAACGGGAAUGGCAAUGGAAAUGGAAAUGGAGAGGGGAGCGGGAACGGGAACGGGCGGUGA
This is a messenger RNA of Cyphellophora attinorum, 966 nucleotides long. RefSeq lists its product as uncharacterized. The coding region runs from base 1 to 966 and encodes 321 amino acids. Gene Ontology annotation, biological process: regulation of DNA-templated transcription. Gene Ontology annotation, molecular function: DNA-binding transcription factor activity, RNA polymerase II-specific; zinc ion binding. The transcript has a single exon. The record is from RefSeq and is a predicted model, not a curated record. NCBI's taxonomy places the organism in Eukaryota, Fungi, Ascomycota, Eurotiomycetes, Chaetothyriales, Cyphellophoraceae.